This is a messenger RNA of Paramuricea clavata, 831 nucleotides long. Lineage: Eukaryota; Metazoa; Cnidaria; Anthozoa; Malacalcyonacea; Plexauridae. The record is from the annotation of a GenBank genome assembly.
GUUCCUCACUCUGAGGACAAGGUUCCUCACCCUGAUUACAAGGUUCGUCACACUGAGGACAAGCUUCCUCACUCUGAGGACAAGGUUCCUCACUUUGAGGACAAAGGCUCCUCACACUGAGGACAAGGUUCCUCACACUGAGGACAAAGUUCCUCACUCUGAGAACAAGGUUCCUCACUCUGAGGCAAGUUUCAUCACUCUGAGAACAAGGUUACUCACUCUGAGGACAAGGUUCCUCAUUGUGAGGACUAGGUUCCUCACACUGAGGACAAGGUUCCUCAUUCUGAGGACAAGGUUCCUCACACUGAGGAGAAGGUUCCUCACUCUGACGACAAGGUUCCUCACUCUGAAGACAAGGUUCCUCGCUCUGAGGACAAGGUUCCCCACUUUGAGGACAAGGUUUGUCACUCUGAGGGCAAGGUUCCUCCCACUCCGGACAAGGUUGCUCACUCCGAAGGCAGGUUCCUCACUGUGAGGACAAGGUUCCUCACUCUGACUACAAGGUUCCUCACACUGAGGACAAGGUUCCUCACUCUGAGGACAAAAGUUCCUCACACUGAGGACAAAGUUGCUCUCUCUGAGAACAAGGUUCCUCACUCUGAGGACAAGGUUCAUCACUCUGAGGACAAGGUUCCUUACACUGACAACAAGGUUCCUCACUCUGAGAACAAGGUUACUCACUCCGAGGACAAGGUUCCUCAUUGUGAGGACAAGGUUCCUCAUUCUGAGGACAAGGUUCCUCACUCUGAAGGCAGGUUCCUCACAGUAAAAACAAUGUUCCUCACUCUGAGGACAAGGUUCCUCACUCUGAGCAAAAUUUUCUCACUCUGA